AUGGGCUUUGACUAUAAUUGCGCGGUCUUCUACGACACGGAGGAGUGCUUGCGGCGCCCCUUGGAAGAGGUCGAGGGAACUGCCGUGGCCCAGCGCUGCAAUCUCGGCAGCGCUGGCGAUCUUCUGCAAUGCGACCAUCGUCUCUGGCCCAAGCUAGAUGGCUUGGUAAGUGGGCCGCCAUGCCCACCGUGGAGCAGCAUCGGGGCUCGCCGAGGCAGCAGUGACGAAAGGCAUGCCGUUUUCGAGAAAGUUCACGAGAUCAUCGUGUUCCAAGGCAGCUUGGGCAUGGCCUUCUUCAUCACAGAGAUGGUUCUUGGCCAUGACCAUACUCAGCGCGGGGAAGAGCUGAGCGCUUACAAGACUUGGUUGUUUCGCAUGGCGCGGGAUGCUCCAAUGUAUCUCCUUUCAAGCUUCAUUUUGCCGACGCAGGAUUAUCUGCCGCAGCAUCGUGAACGAAUCUACACGCUUGGCAUACACAAGCAGCACACAGCGUUGCCAGUUCCAAUGUCGCCAGCCAUGCCCGGCAUGCGCCAGUCUUGGGCGAGGGUGCUGCAUCCCGGCAUGCCAACGCACAGGGAGCGCUCUCUCACAUUGCAACAGCAACUCAACUUGGAACUCGCUCUGCAUCGCAUUCGCAGAAAGGGUGCUUGGACAAACCCUGUCUGCGUUGCCGCAGACCGGGACCCGCUCAAGAAAUUCGGCACCGCACGCCAAGACGGACUCUGCUGCACCCUGCGAACCGGUAAUGAGCUCUGCUGGCUCGCUUGGUUGCACCCAGCCCCAUGGCUAGGUUUUCAUGUUGGCCUGCGCGCGCGCUGGAGCGCGGACUCUUGCUUCGCGGUUUGGGCAGCUGAGGACGGUUCCACAUCCUUCUCAAGAGCACUGCAUCCUUUGGAGCGCCUGUCGCUGCAAGGUUUCCCUUGCGAUCCUUAUGCCCGGCACUUAACCAAGAAGGAAAUCCUCGUGGCCACGGGCAACGCAAUGUCUGUACCGUGCGUUGGGGCUGCUCUUGAAGCAGUUUUGGUGCACCUUGCGAGCAGCGUAGGCUGGAAUGCAUUUCUUGGCUCCGCUCAUUUCGCAGCUGGGCAGAGUCGGCGCGAGCAUCUCGACUGCCCAGUUCCGCGGUUCCGCGGGUGUUUUUUUGCACUCCCCUUAGGACUCCCCUUGCAGCAUUUUCCAUUAAGAAAGCUGCUCUCGCCCAGGAAGGCGGACUUCUUAGACCGCCUCCGCUACGAAAUUGGGCUGGCCGAGGGCAGAAGAGCGCAGCACGAGGAGAAGUUGCUGGCUUUGCAGCAGCAGGGGUGA
Symbiodinium sp. CCMP2456 is the source of this 1305-nucleotide messenger RNA. The record is from the annotation of a GenBank genome assembly. Lineage: Eukaryota; Dinophyceae; Suessiales; Symbiodiniaceae.